Colletotrichum costaricense is the source of this 1332-nucleotide messenger RNA. RefSeq lists its product as uncharacterized. The coding region runs from base 1 to 1332 and encodes 443 amino acids. NCBI's taxonomy places the organism in Eukaryota, Fungi, Ascomycota, Sordariomycetes, Glomerellales, Glomerellaceae. The record is from RefSeq and is a predicted model, not a curated record. The transcript has 4 exons.
AUGUCCAAGAUUCUCCUUAGCAUAGCCAUAUCCACGGCGCAAGAGCAACACGCGUGGAGUGUCCUCAAGGCCCGCCCUUCAAAGCUCCAAUCGAUUGACGGCUUGUUGGCCUCGAAGUCUAAUGCUCUGAACAUUUUAGAUGCUAGGCUCUGGAUGCUCUACCCAUUAUCCAUGUUCUUAUCGCUUCUCUUCUGGCUUCUACCGUUCGCUACUCUUCUCACUCCGGCGACACUAACUGUCAAGGCAGCUGUAGCAAGGGGCAUAAUAGUUGGACCGAUUUCCAGCAUCAGUUUCACCAGUGAGGCUUUUGCACGGCUCACAGAUGGCACGAUCAUCCCGAUGGCCUCUAUCUACGGCAACGCCAGUUGGAAUCUGGAUUUCGAGGGCCCAGCCCUCCGAUGCUCUGCUCUGGAUGUAGAUGACGAGCUGCGCAUCAAUGUCACCAAAUCAGCAACUGAACGCUGUUCCGAUGGUUAUUGUUAUCGGGACAUAUCCUGGAUGCCGGAAUCAACUACAGACCUUUCACCAUUUUCGCCGGACAAAAAGGAUUCCACCAGGGACACGGUUUCUGGGCCCCGAGAUGCCCCAAUAACCUUAUACGUUGUCGAAAACAACGACGAUGGGUUGUCUGACUCCAACAUGUUGGUUCUUGAUUCGUUCACGAAAUGUACCCUGUAUAGUGCUUCAUACCAGACAGAGUUCUCAUAUCGAUCCGGAGUUCAGGAGAUUAGCACCAUACCGAUAGCAAAUGAGCCCAGUGAACCUUGGCUUCAGAGUGUUGGUACCAUGUCGACCAAGACGUUCAACAAAGGCGUCGGAGUUCCCUUCCAAGCGGUCAUGGAUGCAUUUUCGUCUAUGCUAAUUGGAAGUGCCCUUAUCAAUCGCAAUAUUCAAGGUGCUCCGCGAAUAAUUCAGACGCAGGUGGGCAUAACAAAUCUGGCAAAAGACUUGAUGUUCUUCGGGAAACAGUUUAGCAAUCAACCAGGGGCCGGCCACGAAAUUCCGAGGUUGCUGGAAAAUAUGUUUCUCAACACCACCUUGAGUCUUAUGUCGCAAGCUGAAUUGAAUCCUACCGCGCCAAUCCAAGCCAGAAUAGAGACGGAAGUGUACCAGAACAUCUACACUUACUCAGUCGCCCCCUUAUGGAUAGCCUAUGGGGUUGCUGUGGGAAUCACUAUCUUGUCUGUCACCAUCGGUACUUGGGCUGUAGUGGUUACAGGCUCUUCAUACAGCAGCAGGUUCUCGACGAUUCUGCGCCUCGCCUUCAACAUCCGCCUGUCUAAGUACCUACAUCGAGCUCCAGGACACUGGCGGCGAAGAUCCGCUACCUAA